Messenger RNA from Syngnathus typhle (broad-nosed pipefish), 3307 nucleotides. RefSeq names its product high affinity choline transporter 1-like. Bases 940 to 2268 code for a protein of 442 amino acids. The record is from RefSeq and is a predicted model, not a curated record. The transcript has 6 exons. Gene Ontology annotation, cellular component: plasma membrane. Gene Ontology annotation, biological process: choline transport; acetylcholine biosynthetic process; transmembrane transport. Gene Ontology annotation, molecular function: choline:sodium symporter activity. NCBI's taxonomy places the organism in Eukaryota, Metazoa, Chordata, Actinopteri, Syngnathiformes, Syngnathidae.
AGCAAAUCAACACAAACCAUCUCAUACCGCGUUUUGAGGGAAAAAGACAAACAAUGUUGUUGUUUUUUUAUUUAUAGUAACAAGUGCUGUUGAGUUCUGACAGAGCCUCAAUUUCUCCACCAUCGGCCAUCUGACUGCACCAAACUAUAAAAGUGUCGCUCUGUUUAAAAAUAGGACCAGGAGAAAUUAGUUUCGGGUGGUAAUAUGAGGCAACAGGUGCAAAGUGAUGACUUGAACCAAAGAGACCUCUAAUCGCUGAGAGAUACACAUGCACAUAAACAUUUGCAACAGGUGAUGUGACCUGCUGGGACAAUGUCACAAUAGCUGGCACAAUGUGAACGUUAUGUGAGAUCGGGAAAUAAGAGGUGCCAUGUGCUGUUCUUGACCGCUAUUGGCUACGUUGGACUCCUGUGUUCAGCUGAUAGUAUUUUCUUAUCUCGAGCAGGGGUCUCCAACUUUUUUGAAACCGAAUGCUACUUCUUGGCCUCUGAUUAGUGCAGAGGGCUGACACACAUUUGAAACAAUAAAUCUUUUUGCUAUGACUAAUAACUGAUAUGAAGUUAUGCAAAGACAUUUGUCACGUUAUCGACAUAAUUAGGAAAUAGAUAAAUACUGUAUCACUAAUACAUCUCUGUCAAUGUACAGUGCAAUCUUAUUGCUUGUACAAGAAAAUCACUGGUGAGUUAUUUUGGGAACAGGCCCAUGUCCUACUUAUGUGAUCCUUGAGGCCUACCACGUGGGUGACCCCUGAUCUAAAGAGAACACUUGUUUUCCUUAACAUCCUCAUGUACUGUCAUCAUUCUUCUGAACCCCCUCUUUGCCAAUUUCUAUUUUUGCGUUCCUCUGAGAAAAUUCUCAGCUCUUUCUGUUGCACUAACAGCUUUAUUUUGCACCAAUGCUUUCCGUUCUAUUCCAGGUGGCUUUUUCUUUGCAAAGCCCAUGAGAGAGAACAAGUAUGUGACAAUGAUGGAUCCUUUCCAGAAGAAGUAUGGGAACUUUGUGAGCAAUGCUCUGAUCCUCCCUGCACUGAUCGCUGAUGUUCUGUGGGUGGCACGCACACUUGUCAGCCUGGGUGGAACUAUGAGUGUGAUCCUUGACCUUUCUUACGGCUACUCCAUUGUCAUCUCUGCCGUCGUUGCCAUUGCCUACACGCUCCUGGGAGGGCUUUACUCUGUGGCUUACACAGAUGUGAUCCAGCUCAUUCUCAUCUUUAUCAGCCUGUGGGUGUGCGUCCCUUUCCUGUUGACCAACCCUCACUCUGUGGACAUCUCGCUGACGGCCUACAACCAGACCUUCCAGGCUCCCUGGGUUGGCACGGUGGAGCUUGAUCGAGCCGGCAAGUGGUUUGACGACUUCAUGCUGCUGGCUCUCGGCGGUCUAGCCUACCAAGCGUUCUACCAGAGGAUCCUGUCGGCCUCAUCUUACACCCAGGCUCAAAUGACCUGCUUUGCCUCUGCUGCCUUCUGCCUGGUGCUGGGUAUCCCCUCAGUGCUGGUGGGAGCUGUGGCUGCAUCGACUGAUUGGAACUCGACAAUCUAUGGACUGCCAUCUCCAUAUGAGCGUGGCGAAGCAGGUUCCAUCCUCCCCAUCUCCCUGCAAUACUUCACGCCCAUGUACGUGUCUAUCAUCGGGAUCGGAGCUGUAGCCGCCGCUGUCAUGUCCUCCAUGGACUCAGCCCUGCUGUCCUCUGCGUCACUAUUCUCCUCCAAUAUCUACAAGAACAUCAUCCGGAAGCAGGCAUCGGACCGCGAGAUGCAGUGGGUGAUCCGGAUCUCGGUGGUGGUUGUCGGUCUGGCUGGCACUGGCCUCACCUUCUUGGACAGCAGUGUGCUCGUCUUCUGGCUGGUGGGCGUAGACAUGUCCUACACCAUCAUGUUCCCUCAGCUGGUCUGCGUGCUCUUCUUCAAGGCGUCAAAUGCUUACGGGGCCAUCGUGGGCUUCCUUAUGGGAAUCAUCUUGAGAAUCCUGAGCGGCGAGCCCCUCAUCGGCCUGCCGCCCAUCCUCCGCUUCCCCAACUGCCGGCUGGAUGCUGAAGGCAAGCUUACUCAGUUCUUCCCCUUUCGUACUACGAUCAUGCUCCUCUCGCUGCUCACCAUCAUGGUCGUGUCUUGGCUGAUGAUAUUGGUUUUCGACAACGAUCUUUUGCCGGAAAAUUGGGAUGUGUACAAGGCCAAACGCAAGCAAAGCAAGCCUCUAGAAGAGAGGCCCACCGAAGACAACGAAGAACUUGCCGUAUCCAAGCAGCUACUGGACACCACCAGCUGCUGAAGGGCCUUUAAGGCAAAGAAAUGGGCCGUGACGGGAGGCAGACAAGCUUGUCUGCUCGACGGGGUUUGCCGAUGGCCAUUAAGCAGCUGAGGUUUAACAGUGUUAAUGGAAUCUGGACAGAAUCUGAUUUUGUAUCACAUACUGAACAGCCCAAAAUUGGAAACCCCUAGCACCCGUCUUUAAUAUCAGCUUCCUUCUACAAUCAAACAGUACGAAAUGUCAACUUAGCUUGUGUAUGAUAGUUACCCAUUAACCAGUGUAGCAUAUAAGGUUAUUCAUUAAAAAAAUCCAAUUACUGAGCCUUGUUGUCAGCUAAUCACACAUCUCUACAAUGGACAGAAGGAGCACAGCCUUUAAAAAGCAUUUCCAUUUGGAAAAGAAAGAAGUAUGGAGUUUAUUAAUUGUUUUGUUUCGUUGAUUUGUGUUAUGUACAGAUUUAUAAAAAUAUAUUUUAUCACGCUAGCAAAAGUAUAUUGUUUGUUUUUGGAUGCAAAUGUGGUCCCUUGACUAAAACGCGCCUGCAACACUUUUUGGUUCUCUGCACAAAUGUUCAGUCCAACUGGAGAAAGUAGUUAGCAAGUCCUUUAUAGCUGAUGUGUUGCAAUUCGCCAGGCUUGUGCAGAUUGUUUUACUUGCAACAUACAGUCCAAAUUGUCACUUUAGAAACAACGGCAAAAGGCAAUCAUUUUUUAAUUACUCCCAUUCAGUACAGUUAAGUUGUAGUAUUGAUUACACUUGUAUUUGCAUCAAUGCCCCUAACCAGUUCAUGUAUGUUUGCAUGAUUGCACAUCUUGUGAGCAACUUUAUCAAUGUUUCAAUGUGUUGCAUUGUAGCCAUGCCCGUAUAAAACAGAAAGGUGUACUGAUUUGAAAAUAAACUCAAGUGUCAACUGUUGUUCUUUAUUCACGCACAAUCAGUUACUGUAUGUGAACAUGCCCAUAAUGUGAAUACAAACACCUCAAGCAGGACUGUCAACAGAGGCAAGCCAGUUAAAAACUUUCCAUUGUAUUCUUUUUGACAAUGCUGUGACAAUGAGGGG